This is a messenger RNA of Paramecium primaurelia, 3340 nucleotides long. The record is from the annotation of a GenBank genome assembly. NCBI's taxonomy places the organism in Eukaryota, Ciliophora, Oligohymenophorea, Peniculida, Parameciidae.
AUGAGAUUCAUUGUGAUUGCAAUUUUUGUGAUGCUUGCAACAUCGCAAGAAUUUGUUGAAUUUUACUCUGCAUUUUCUAAUGCAGACCUAGGUUAAUUGGAUGGGUGGACAAUACAAGGAUCAUUGUCAAAAGCAUAGGCUGAUAAUUUCUUUACUUGUUCAGAUGCCACUAUUUUUGGAGGACCUAAAGCAUUUGGUAAAGGAGCUAUAGUUACCAAACAAUUUUAAUUACCUCCCCAUUUUUAGAUUAAAAUAUCAGUUGAAGUCUGGAAGUAUUGAAUAAUUUAAUAAAUCUAGAUUUGAUGCAUGGGACACAUAGAGAUAGUUCUUUUAUUUGGAUAAUUACUUAUGGGAAACUAUGUGGACUGGAAGUGAUGGAACAAAAAGAUGUGCAACUCCAGCAGGUGGUAAUGUAAAUUCAUUCUAAGUUGAUUAAACAAUAACUCAUAAUCAUGCAGCAUUAUUUAUUGCAUUUGCAUCUUCAGCUGAUAAGUCAGCAGAUAAAGUAUAAUCUUUUUAAUAAUUUUUAGAUGUCUUGGGGUUUUAGAAACUUGAAAUUAUCUUAUUUGGCAUGUCCAACAGAAUGUGGUACAUGUCUUGGACCAGAUGCUAUUGUUUGUUAAAUGUGGGUACCAGUAUCAUCAAGUUGGAUAAAGAAUGUAGAAGCUGAUGGAUGGAAUGUAAAAGGAUCUUCAAAUGUUAUUAAAACAAGUACUUGUGCAGGAAUUCCAAUUGUUGGUGGUCCUGGUAAUUUUGGUAAUAAUGUAUCAAUUUAAAAAAUCUUUGAUAAACUUGUACCACAUUAUAGAAUUAAAGUGAUAGCAUAAUUUUGGAAGAUUGAUAAUUGGGAUAAUGAUAAUGCAGUUUUGUAUAUUGAUAAUUAAGAAAAAUGGAAAUAAAAUGUAGCUUAAGUAGAAGAUAAAGAAUUCUUCAUUUGUGAUAAGAUUACUCCAGGAGGUGUUGAUGGAACAGAAAAGAUUAUUAAUGUAAACUUUGAAUCUCCUCAUAAUUAUGGUGCUGCACUUGUAAAAUGGACAGCCACAACCAAAAAAUCAUCAAAAUAAGCAUCUUGGGGUAUAAGAUAAUUCCAACUUUAUGUUGCAUAAUGUUCAAGUAAUUGUGCAACAUGUACUGGACCAAGUGCUGAGGAUUGUACAGCUUGUGUUUCUCCUUAUAUAUUAUUGGAUCCAGAAGAUGGAAAUGGUUCAGGUUGUAUAUUAAAAGGAGAUUGGGUUGAAUUUACAUCAGAAUUUUAAGGUUCUAGUUGGACAGCUAAUGAGGAUUGGAAAGUAAGUGAUGGUAAAAAUGGACCAGAUUUUACAUCAACAUGUGGAGAAUUCAAAUUCUUUGGUGGUUAUGAAAAAACAGGAAAAGAUGCUAAAAUUUCAAGAAAAUUCAAUUUACCUGCUCAUAAAAGAAUUAGAAUUGCAUUUGAAGCAUGGAAAAUUGAUAAUUGGAAUGGAGAAGAUUAUAUUGUUAAAGUAGAUGGAUUAAGUGUUUGGUAAAGAACAUUUGGAUUUGGAGAUCCUGGACUUGCUGAUAUUUGUGGUGGAGAUGGAUUUGAAAAUUAUGCUAUUGUUGAUUUUGUUAUGGGACAUGAAGCAUCUACAUUAGAUUUAGUAAUAUCAACAACUAUUGGAAAAAAUAAUGAAAAUGCUUCAUUUGCACUUAAAGGAUUUAAACUAUUUUAUGAAAAACCAGAUGCUUGUGCUACACUUUAUACNAAUUCAUUCUAAGUUGAUUAAACAAUAACUCAUAAUCAUGCAGCAUUAUUUAUUGCAUUUGCAUCUUCAGCUGAUAAAUCAGCUGAUAAAGUAUAAUCUUUUUAAUAAUCUUUAGAUGUCAUGGGGUUUUAGAAACUUGAAAUUAUCUUAUUUGCCAUGUCCAGCUGAAUGUGGUACAUGUCUUGGACCAGAUGCAAUUGUAUGUUAAAUGUGGGUACCAGUAUCAUCAAGCUGGAUUAAGACUAUAGAAGCUGAUGGAUGGAGUGCAAAAGGAUCUUCUAAUGUUAUUAAAACAAGUACUUGUGCAGGAAUUCCAAUUGUUGGUGGUCCUGGUAAUUUUGGUAAUAAUGUUUCAAUUUAAAAAAUAUUUGAUAAACUUGUACCACAUUAUAGAAUUAAAGUGAUAGCAUAAUUUUGGAAGAUUGAUAAUUGGGAUAAUGAUAAUGCUGUUUUGUAUAUUGAUAAUUAAGAAAAAUGGAAAUAAAAUGUAGCUUAAGUAGAAGAUAAAGAAUUCUUCAUUUGUGAUAAGAUUACUCCAGGAGGUGUUGAUGGAACAGAAAAGAUUAUUAAUGUAAACUUUGAAUCUCCUCAUAAUUAUGGUGCUGCACUUGUAAAAUGGACAGCCACAACCAAAAAAUCAUCAAAAUAAGCAUCUUGGGGUAUAAGAUAAUUCCAACUUUAUGUUGCAUAAUGUUCAAGUAAUUGUGCAACAUGUACUGGACCAAGUGCUGAGGAUUGUACAGCUUGUGUUUCUCCUUAUAUAUUAUUGGAUCCAGAAGAUGGAAAUGGUUCAGGUUGUGUAUUAAAAGGAGAUUGGGUUGAAUUUACAUCAGAAUUUUAAGGUUCUAGUUGGACAGCUAAUGAGGAUUGGAAAGUAAGUGAUGGUAAAAAUGGACCAGAUUUUACAUCAACAUGUGGAGAAUUUAAAUUCUUUGGUGGUUAUGAAAAGACAGGAAAAGAUGCUAAAAUUUCAAGAAAAUUCAAUUUACCUGCUCAUAAAAGAAUUAGAAUUGCAUUUGAAGCAUGGAAAAUUGAUAAUUGGAAUGGAGAAGAUUAUAUUGUUAAAGUAGAUGGAUUAAGUGUUUGGUAAAGAACAUUUGGUUUUGGAGAUCCUGGACUUGCUGAUAUUUGUGGUGGAGAUGGAUUUGAAAAUUAUGCUAUUGUUGAUUUUGUUAUGGGACAUGAAGCAUCUACAUUAGAUUUAGUAAUAUCAACAACUAUUGGAAAAAAUAAUGAAAAUGCUUCAUUUGCACUUAAAGGAUUUAAACUAUUUUAUGAAAAACCAGAUGCUUGUGCUACACUUUACACAGAAUGUAAUUAUACAGGUUAUUUAUUAUAUUUAUAUAAAUAGGAAAAUCAUUUAAUAUGUGUGAAGAUUUACCUAAUUUCUAAUUAGCCAAAUAUCCAAGCAAAAUUAAAUCAAUAUAAGUUCCAGCUGGAGCUAAAGUUAUUUUAUUUGAUGAAAUGGAUUAUAAUGGUAUAAAAUAUUUAUAUUUAAUAGGAAAGACAAUCGAAUACACUGAGAACCAAAAAUGUAUUGAAGAAUAUCAAUACAAAUUCCUUUAAAAAAAUUAAUAAAAUUAUGUCUUAACAGCUAACAAUUGACCAAAUGAAAC